This is a messenger RNA of Phoenix dactylifera (date palm), 3571 nucleotides long. The record is from RefSeq and is a predicted model, not a curated record. NCBI's taxonomy places the organism in Eukaryota, Viridiplantae, Streptophyta, Magnoliopsida, Arecales, Arecaceae.
CUGCUAAUUUCUCCGUAAUGGAUUUGAAAAUGAAGUACUUGUAUGAAGUUUGUACCUGUUUACAGCAUCUCGAAUUUUCACCAUUAGACCGAAUUGUUCGUUUUCUUCACUGACAUUCAGUACUUGAGUUGGUUGCAAAGGCACCUCUUUAAUGGAUUUAGAAUGAGGACUUGGAUAAAGUUCAUAUCUUGUUAAUGGAUUUGGAAGUUAGAUUGCUCUAGUUUUUAAUUUUUACAUCAGCCCAUUCUUGUGGUGUGUGCCCAGGUUUAUCUGAGUUUGUUGUGAUCCCUUUCACGUGUUUUUGCUUUUCUUUUUUCCCUUUCCUUAUCUCAUGAAACCCACACGGCUCCACUAUCUGUGUACAUGCUAUUUCUUCUGAUCUCCAUUCCCCGCCUUCAUUACCUAAACUCGCAAUAAGAGAAUGGUGAGAUAUUUGGGCAGAGAAUGGUGAGCGAUUCAGGCAUGUGAGUUGCUCCUGUUCAAGAUAGUGAGAGUAGAUAAGUUUGAGAUCUCUCCACAUGGGAAUGUGCUCCUUUUGUUCCUAUGUGUUUUUAUUUUUCUAUUUUUGUAACUCUAUCAGAGCAGAGCUAUCAUGUGAACGUCUCUUUCCUUAAGAUGGUGCGCUGAACGCGGAGGAAGUGGGUUUGUUAUAUAGUAUUAUUUGAAGUGAUGGUGCGUGACGCUAAAAGAGUCUACUAUUGAGUGGUCGUCUGGGUCUUAGCCUAUUGGGUAUAAGAGAGGCGGCAAUCAAAUACUAUUGAGGAACUUUGGCUGCUUUAUUGCAGAUCUGCAUGUGGAAGUAGCUUGCAAAGAGUAGAAUUGGAGAAUAAGUUCAAGUUUGAUAUGGAUCCUGAGAUUGGAAAGUGUUCAACAUCUCCAAAGAAGAAUUCUUGGAAGGCAACAUUGCUCUUAGCAUAUCAAAGUUUAGGUGUGGUGUAUGGUGACUUGAGCAUUUCCCCUUUGUAUGUCUACAAGAGUACGUUUGCAGAUGACAUCACCCAUUCAGACAGUAACAAAGAGAUCUACGGUGUGCUCUCAUUUGUAUUCUGGACUCUUACCCUUGUCCCUCUUGUCAAGUACGUCUUCAUAGUUCUUAGAGCUGAUGAUAACGGCCAGGGUGGUACUCUUGCACUGUAUUCAUUGAUAUGUAGACAUGCCAAGGUGAGCCUUCUGCCUAAUAGACAGGCAGCAGACGAAGAACUGUCCACAUAUAGCCAUGAGUGCCCUCCAGAAACAAAUUGUAAGUCAAGGAUCAAGGUUUUGCUUGAGAAGCACAAGAACUUGCAUACUGCUUUGCUUAUAGUGGUUAUGCUAGGGACAUGUAUGGUGAUCGGAGAUGGUGUGCUCACACCAGCUAUAUCAGUUUACUCUGCGGUCUCAGGGCUUCAGUUGUCUAUGUCCGAAGUUCACCAAGAAUAUGUUGUGGUUCCUAUUGCUUGCUUCGCCAUACUGUGUUUGUUUGUGCUCCAACACUAUGGCACUCAUCGGGUUGGUUUCUUGUUUGCACCAAUCGUGUUGACUUGGCUAGUGUGCAUUAGUGCACUUGGCAUAUACAAUAUCAUUCAGUGGAAUCCGCAUAUCUAUGAAGCACUUUCUCCAUAUUACAUGUUCAAAUUCUUGAAGGAAACAAGAAAGGCUGGGUGGAUGUCCUUGGGUGGUGUCCUGCUAUGCAUGACAGGUUCAGAGGCAAUGUUUGCAGAUCUUGGUCAUUUCUCAUACACUUCAAUUCAGAUCGCUUUCACUUCAUUUGUUUAUCCUGCACUAAUAUUGGGAUACAUGGGUCAAGCAGCUUAUUUAUCCAGACAUCACAAAAAUGACACAAGCUACCAUAUUGGUUUUUAUGUUUCUGUUCCAGAAUGUUUAAGAUGGCCUGUCCUUGUGAUAGCCAUACUAGUUUCCAUCGUGGGAAGUCAAGCAAUUAUUAGCGGGACAUUCUCUAUCAUAAACCAGAGCCAAUGUCUUGGUUGCUUCCCAAGAGUCAAGGUAGUUCACACCUCCAACAAGAUAAAUGGCCAGAUCUAUAUCCCGGAGAUCAAUUGGAUGCUCAUGGUCCUCUGUGUAGCAGUUGCUGUUGGCUUCAGAGACACAAAACACAUGGGCAAUGCAUCAGGAUUAGCAGUAAUCACGGUGAUGCUGGUUACGACAUGCCUCACUUCCUUGGUCAUAAUCUUAAAAUGGCACAAGUCCCCUCUUUUGGCCCUUUGCUUUCUCUUUUUCUUUGGCUCUAUUGAGGCCCUCUAUUUCUCUGCCUCCCUUGUUAAAUUUCUUGAUGGUGCUUGGCUUCCCAUCCUUCUUGCCCUCUUCCUUAUGAUUGUUAUGUUUAUCUGGCACCAUGCCACAAUUAAGAAGUAUGAGUUUGAUUUACACAACAAGGUCUCCCUAGACUGGCUCCUUGCCCUGGGCCACUCCCUUGGCAUUGCACGUGUUCCCGGCAUUGGCCUUGUGUACACUGACCUUGUAUCUGGUGUGCCGGCUAACUUUUCACACUUUGUAACGAACCUCCCAGCAUUCCACCACAUCUUAGUUUUUGUUUGUGUAAAAUAUAUUCCUGUUCCAUUUGUCCCACCUGCAGAAAGAUACCUUGUGGGUCGAGUGGGCCCACCAGAUCACCGGUCCUAUCGGUGCAUUGUGCGGUAUGGCUAUCGCGAUGUCCACCAGGACAUUGACUCGUUUGAGUCCGAGCUCAUUAUGAGUCUGGCUGAAUUCAUACAAUCUGAAGCAUCCUAUCAUGGAAACCAGCCUAGUGAUGUUGUUGAUGAUCAGCUCACUGUCAUUGGAAGCCUGCUGCCGAGAGAUUAUGAGUUUGAGGAAAACAUCCAACGGGCAAGCACUUCAACUCAGUCCUCAAGUGAAAGAAAUGUUAAGGAGUUGGAACCUGUGAACAGAGUGAAAAAAGUUAGGUUCCAUAUAGAGGUUACUGAUUGCUCAGAGAAGGAUGGGCCUGCAAGGGAGGAGCUGGAGGACCUGUUGACAGCACGAGAGGCUGGUACUGCAUUCAUCCUGGGACAUUCACAUGUACGCACAAAACCAGGGUCGUCGAUCAUGAAGAAGAUAGCAAUUGAUUUUGGUUACAAUUUCCUAAAGAGGAAUUGUCGGGGACCAGAAGUGGCACUCCGAGUGCCUCCAGCAUCUCUCCUUGAAGUUGGGGUGGUCUAUGUCUUGUGAGCUGAAGCCUGUGCAGUGUGCCAAAUUCUGUGGAGAUGCAUAUAGCAAAUUACCAGCCAAAGAUCUCAGGAAGAUAUAAUUUGUUUGGAAAGCCUUAAAUGUGGUAAGAUACAAAGUGAAGCUUUAGAAAGCAUGCUUAUUGAGGUUGCAGCCUAGCUGCAAUCUCCUACAGGCCAUUGCGUUGCUCAUGAAUAGAGCUGUCCAUGGUUAUAUUGUAUAUUGAAAUUGUAGUUUUAUCUUCUCCAUAAAAUGAUCUGAUGAUAUUAGAGCAAUGAUCGUAUGGUCAGCAUUCAAAGUUUGUUUGGAUGUGUCAUGUAUAAUUUAUAACUUGAAGGGACUCGACUAGUAGUCAUAGGUAUUUGUAACUUUUGAACAAAUAGUGAUUCACUUUUUGGUUCUACUUCUC